Molecule: messenger RNA, 9561 nt
Organism: Carcharodon carcharias (great white shark)
Lineage: Eukaryota; Metazoa; Chordata; Chondrichthyes; Lamniformes; Lamnidae
Gene: arel1
Product: apoptosis resistant E3 ubiquitin protein ligase 1
Exons: 21
Coding region: 1047-3902 (951 amino acids)
Biological process (GO): negative regulation of apoptotic process; protein polyubiquitination; positive regulation of protein catabolic process
Molecular function (GO): ubiquitin-protein transferase activity
Source: RefSeq, a predicted model, not a curated record
ACUUUGUCGCUUCUGAAGGGAGGUUCCUUGGAAGACGGUGCGGUUCAGAAGAUAAAAGCAGCCCAACACCAACUGGUGAAGGAGUUAGCCCUGCAGGAGUGGCUCUUCAGCCAGGGCCUGGAGCACUACUUCCACACACUCUUAACUCAAGACUACUGACUACAGAUGUAGCCCGCUCUUCUCUGCUAUUGGGUAUCAAGAUCAUGUGAUCUUACAUUACAACAUUUGUCUUCAAGGUAUAUUACACAUCAGAUUACUACAGAUUUGCAGUCAGACAGGCUGAAACAUGAAGGAUGGUUAAUCCUAUAUACAAGAAGGUUUUAUGGUCUUCCAUAAUCCAUAUGAUGAGGAGCAAGGGUCACUAAUACUCAUCAGAUAGGUGUAUCCUGCUAGGUGUCAAUCCAGAAUUCUAAGCCAGAGCUGAGGUCUCCACUUGUUUGGAGUGGGGUAUCAACCCUGUAUGUUAUGAUUCAGAGGUGGGAAUGCUAUCAAUUUAAAAGCUUGCAGUAGGUGCAAGAGGCCAUAUUUACAAAUUAAGCACAACAGAAGAAAUUAGGAAAUGCAGGAUGAACUUCCUACUAAAAGGCUGGUGAGUACCUAGAUAGAUUUUUUAAAAAUAUUUGUUCAUGGGAUGUUCGUGUCACUGGUAAAACUUAGCAUUUAUUGCUGAUCCCUAAUGUCCCUUGAGAAGGUGGUGGUGUAAAGCAGGCACACCCAUAGUGCUGUUAGCCAAGGGGUUCCAGUCACCAUGAAUUAACAGCAACAUAGUUCCAGGGCAGGACAGUGUGUGACUUGGAGGGAAAGAUGCAGGUGAUAGCGUUCUCAUCCACUUGCUGCCCAUGGCCUUCUCAGUGAUAUGGUUCGUGGGUUUAGAAGUAAGGUUACCAGCCCAGGUGGUGAAACAAGAAACUUUAACGGAUUUCAGAGAGGAAUUAGAGAGGUUCUUGUCAACAAAUGAGACUUGAGGAUAUUAGAAACGCAUUAAGGGAAUACUGAAAUAAAAGCAAAAUACUACGGAAGUUGGAAAUCUCGAACAAAAACAGAAAAUGCUGGAAAAACUCAGCAAGUCUAACAGCACCUGUGGAGAGAAAGACAGAGUUAACAUUUCGAGUCUGUAUGACUCUUCUUCAAUUCAAGGGAAUACUGAAGAUAGGCUAAAAUCAUUGGGCUGCAGCACCCUUACCGAUCUGGUUCAGUUUAACAGCAAGUCGCAAAUUGCUCUCACAACCUGGGGCUACUUCUACGGUGACUACCAUAGGUUCGGCAGGAAGAUUCUCGAGAUUUCAAGGGCACAUCUGGAGUGGGAGCACAAGCUAAAGCUUGUUCAUAACUUAGUCCAAAGGCGCAGAGUUGAAAAGUGGUCAGUGGUGGGAGCAGUGUUUUUUGCCUCUAGCAUCACACUUUGCACUCUAAAGAGAGACCUGAUGUUUAUCGUUGUUGGUGGGAUCGCAGUUUCCAUCAUUGCAUUCUUCUUUACUGCCAAGUUCCUUUAUGAGCUUCUGGCACGGAUCAUCAGCUUUCUUCAAAAUGACAACAGAGGUAGGCGAGGGAACCGCACCAUUUAUGACUAUGUCCGUGGGAACUACCUGGAUCCGAGGUCAUGCUUAGUCACCUGGGAUUGGAAGGACCCUCAGGAAGUUGGGCGCAUCAUGACUUUUCGAGUGCAUUUGUUCUACAAGAAUGGGCAGUCAUUCCCUGCACACCGGCCGGUAGGAUUACGAAUUCACAUCUCACACAUGGAGCUUGGGUUGGAUGUUCCCAUCACACAGGAGGUGCUUCAGGCGCAGAACAACAAUGUGGUGAAGGUGGGCUUCACAGUGCGGAAGGCAGGAAGGUACGAAAUCUCUGUCAAACUUGGAGGAUUGAAUGUUGCCCGCAGCCCAUACUACAAAAUGUUUCAACCUGGAAUUGUAUUUCCAGCAAAAACAAAAAUUCUCUACCACUUCUCCACCCUGGUACUGACCAAUGGACAGCAGCAUACUUUGCAGAUUGCCCCACGAGAUGAAUACGAUAACCCGACAAGUAAUGCAUUGGCUGUCAUUGACCAGGAUAAUUACAAAGUGCAGAUCAAAGAGCUUGGUGCCUCUGAAAAUGAAACGUCAGAGGUUUUGUUUAACCGAACCAUUUCUUCGAAUAAGACAAUGUGCCUAGUACUUCUGAACUUGACGUUGUGGAGAAAUGGUUGUUUUCGAGCAUCUGUUACCUAUUGGGAUCAAUUGAUUGGUAAUGGGGUGUUCGACAUCAUUGUUCUUAGUGAGAAUGAAAAGAACACAGUAGAAAAGAACGUGUCAACUCCAGGAACCAGUGUUUACUUCGAAGCAUACUUGUAUAGCACAGCAAAUUAUGCUCACUCUCAAUGGCAAUUAUCACCAGUCACAACUGCCACCAUGGGUCGACACCCAUCAACUAACACAGAUGAAGAAGAAGAUGAAAAAGAUUUGGAUCAGGAAAAUCAGACAGUUGAGAAAGUGAAGAAACCCAAAAAGGUUUAUUGUUACAUAUCACCAAAGCAAUUCUCAGUGAAGGAGUUUUACCUGAAAAUCAUCCCUUGGAGACUUUUUACUUUCAGAGUAUGUCCGGGAACAAAGUUUUACUACCAUGGUCCAGAUCCAGUGCAUAAGUUCUUGACUCUAGUGGUGGAUGAUGGGAUACAACCUCCUGUGGAACUCAGCUGCAAAGAAAGAAACAUCAUGGCAGCAACGUUUAUCCGUUUCUUACAUAAGAACAUUGGAGGUUCUGAAACUUUCCAAGACAAAGUGAAUUUCUUUCAGCGGGAACUUCGUCAGAUGCACAUGAAACGAUCACAUACAAAGAUUGUACUAAAAGUCAGCCGCCACAGUUUCCUUGAGUCGUCCCUGAAGGCCACACGAAACUUCUCAGUCUCUGAUUGGACCAAGAAUUUUGAGGUGAUCUUUCAGGAUGAAGAAGCAUUGGAUUGGGGUGGCCCACGCAGGGAAUGGUUUGAAUUGACCAGUAAAGCACUCUUUGACAAAAGCAUUGGUCUGUUCAUGCAUUUCAGUGACAAUAACCAGGGGCUGGUGCACCCAAACCCAGAACGAUCACCUCAUCUCCGACUAAAGUUGUAUGAGUUUGCAGGCAAAGUAGUUGGCAAGUGCUUAUAUGAAUCUGCUCUAGGUGGAGCUUACAAACAGCUGGUUUGUGCACGUUUUACUCGUUCAUUCUUGGCACAAAUCAUUGGACUCCGGAUGCACUAUAAGUAUUUUGCAACUGAUGAUCCAGAAUUCUACAAGAGUAAAGUAUGUUACAUCUUGAAGAAUGAUGUGAGUGAAAUGGACCUUGUUUUUGCUGAGGAAAAAUAUAACAAGUCGGGACACUUGGAGAAGGUUAUAGAACUGAUAGCAGGAGGUGCACUGAUACCAGUAACCAAUGACAACAAGAUAUUCUACCUGAACAUGCUGGCACAGUACAGACUGGCCAAUCAGGUGCGGCAGGAAGUGGAGUGUUUCCUUAAAGGUUUGAAUGAAUUAAUUCCAGAAAAUCUCUUGGCUAUAUUUGAUGAAAAUGAGUUAGAGCUGUUGAUGUGUGGGACUGGCAACAUCAAUGUAUCUGAUUUCAAGGCACAUGCUGUCAUUGUUGGAGGGUCCUGGCACUUCCGAGAGAAGGUAAUGAAGUGGUUCUGGACAGUGGUAUCCAGUUUCACCCAGGAAGAGCUUGCUCGGUUGUUGCAGUUCACAACCGGUUCCUCCCAGCUCCCUCCAGGAGGAUUUGUGGCAAUGUGCCCAUCUUUUCAGAUCAUCGCAGCACCUACACAGAGUACCUUGCCCACAGCCCACACUUGCUUUAACCAGUUGUGCCUUCCUACUUACGAUUCCUACGAGGAACUGCACAAAAUGCUGAAACUGGCCAUUAAUGAAGGCAGCGAAGGAUUUGGGAUGCUGUAACUAUGAGGCUUUGGGAUAUAAAAAGUGGAUCUAUCCAGUGGCAUGCUGAGAAAAGAAGCACAGGGUCUAGGAACUGCUAAGUUAAUGAUUGCCAUGGUUUUCCCAUAUCUGCCACACCACUUUCAAGACAGAAAUGGAUGGUAAUCACAGCUCUAUUCCAAACUGAGCCUUCAGCUGCUGGGUGAGCAGGUUUGAAAGACAAUGUGCGAUCAGCAUGCUACAGUCAACAUUUUCCAAGCUCAGCCUGGUACAUACAAGCAAUCAGUUCCAAAGCUGAGGUUUUCCAGGUUCUGUGAUCAAUGACAUCCUUCUGCAAUUGUCUGAUUUACCAAUCACUUAAUCUGGGAGAUGCUUUAGAGACUUCAGAGAUUUGUCAGGAAAUAGAAAAAGGACUAUUCUGAAUGUUCACAAGCAACCACUGAACUCCCUAUGUCAAUCUGUUCCUGCAGCACACAGCAUUAUGUGUCAAACAGCAUUUUGCGCACAUGACUGCAAAAGGGCUUGUACUUGGACUUUCAAUCUCAUGUGGUUGAGAGUUCUAGUGACCUUGCUCUGACCUCUGACUAUGCAAGGUCAUCCUAUGGUACCAGGCACUCAACUGUGAAAGAAACUGAAAGCAAUGCCAGGCUCUGCGCCCUGUCUCCCAGGCUCCUCUCUUAACUGAACUAUACUCAGGCUGUUGGCCUCCACCUUGAUCAAUGACUGUAACAGCCAAACUCUCAAACCUUCAGAUAACCGCACUUUUUCUGUGAACUGUUUUGUUGUUGAUCUGCUGAGACAGAUUCCAACCAAUCACAGGUUCACAAAAGGGAGGCGUUGUUUCGGUGUUAAGAUUUCAUUCAAAGCAAAAUAUUGCAGAUGCUGGAAAUCUGAAAUAAAAACAAAAAAUGCUGGAAAUAACUGAGCAGGUCAGGCAGCAGCUGUGGAGAGAAAAACAGAAUUAACAUAUCAGGUGGUUGAACUAUCAUCCGAACUGAUUCAACUUACAGAAGUAUUCAGAAGUUAAUAAUUAGUGAAGUGGAAGAAGAAUGAGUUGAUCAACAAUGAAGGGGAUUGUAAUGUGGGAGCAAUAACUGUUUCCAGUGCAUUAUUGUAAAUCAAGUACCAUAUAACACUCACUAAAAAAUUUGAGACUGCUAGAGGUGGAAAAUAAGCACUUCUCCCAAUUCUCAGUUAUAUGCUAAAUUCUAGCUGAAAGGUUGCAGUUAGGAGCCUUGUUAUUAGGAUCUCAUUAAAAAGAAAUGAUUAUUUCACAUAGUUGAGAUGAGACAUGCAUAUUGUAUCAAGCAAUGGUAUACUGCAGAUAAUUCUGGUUGGAAGUUGAUAAUUAUUUUGUGGUUUGCCUAAAGUGGUGUUUAAAGACAGGUUUUCCAAUACAACUGGAGACCAGCUGGGCUGCAUGGAUCCAGUCUUUUUAUUACAGGGAUGUCGUAAGCUGAAGCAUCGAGGGUGGAGACUGUCUCUAGUUUCAAUGUCUCAGCUAAGACAAUGCUUGCUAGGUACAGUAUCAGCUACAGACAGAACAAAAGACUUCAAAAUCAGGAUUUCUUUUAUCCUGCCUAUUUCAAUCUUUUAUAAUCUCCCACUCAAAUACUAGUAACACAGAGGUACGUUGGUUAUGUGUACUGUGAAUUUUUCCUCAUCCAUUCUCUGUCAAAAGAAGUCAUAACCUGCAUUCCUCCACACUCCUCCACAUAUGGCCAGCUCUCAGUACAGAUGUUACAACAAAAAGGUUAGAGAUCAAGAAAGGGUGUGACCUUAAAGUUUAUUUGCAGCUCACAUCAUCUAAAGUAACUUUACUUCAUAAUACAUGCCUCUAAGAAGAAAUGAAUAGAUUGAGUUUUAAUUAAAAUUCUUUUAGUACAGGUAAAGGCCAGUUUCUCUCUCUUUCUUUCUCUCCCUCCCUCCUCUCCCUGCCUCUCAUCUCUAUUUAUCUCUGUAAGAAAUUCCAAAACCACGUGACAAUAACUGAGUGCAUUAUGUGGCAAUUUGGUUUCUGGAGCUUGUCCCUUCUUUAAGAAAAGUUCACUGACUGCUUUGUUUUUGUUGCUGGGAUGUGAUGCUAUCUCAUCCUGAGCAGUCACUAUCGUGGGUUUGGUCAGUGCUAUUUAAUGUCAUCAGUUCACAAUUUAAAGAGGUUGCAUUGUUUAAAGGAGUAAGAAAGUCAUUAAAGGUAAAGUGGGCUGUAGCCACUUCUUGAUUAAGCAUUAGCACCUCUGCUAAAGUGUCAGUUUUUAGCUGGAUGUGUUGGUGAGCCCAAAUAAAUAUUCUAUUAAUGGGAAUCAUUUUAUUUUUAAAAUCAUGUGAUUUAUGAAGUUAACAGGAAUUUUGCUUUCAAACUACUUUCUCCUAUAACACUUAUUGCCUUUUAGUAGAUCUUCAGGCUGUUUUUAACAGCUCUUAAACAUUGGCUCUGAAAACUGGGGAAGGAGCUGCUGAACUGAGCUGAGCUGGCUGCGCUGCUCCAUCUAUGAGGGCAUCUGCAGCCUGGGUGAUGACCUGAAGAUAUAAGUAAUUUAGAAGUUCACAUGGCUGAUUUUAAUGAAGAAGUCCACUCUGUGUGAUUAAUUGUGGAGUUAUUAUAAAUACUGGUUUGAAUUAUACGUUCAUUUCUGGAUGUGUUAUCCAGAGCCGUCAGUGGUUUGCAUUUAGCUGCCUAAAAAACUGUAUUGUGACCACAUUGCACUUUUGGGGGGGGUUAGGAUUGCAUCUGAAUUUGGGAGGUAUUAUGAUCUGCACCUGGGUGUUCAGUGCAAUAAGAGGAGAGAGUGCUCUGUCUAACAGUGCAUUCACACUUAGAGGUUUAGAAUUGGAGCAAAAGAGUUUUGGCUUCAAAAUGGUAAACCUUCAAGUGUAACUGGGUGUCGAGGCCUAAACUGACUUCAAAGAGAAGUGGGAGAACCACUUCUUCCACGUAGUCUGACCACUUCUUCCUCUUGGUUAAGAUUGGUUCCUGAUUCUCAACUUAGACUGCAGGUAUAAUUAUAGCAUGCAGAUGGUAAAGGCACAAAGCUCAGAAAUGACCUUGCAAAGCAUGAAAUAUGUCUUCCUGGAAGUAAGGGGCAGAAAUAGUUUAGAAGUAGCACAUUGUUAGGUUAGACUGAAUAGGAAGGCAUACAUAGAUCAGGGAUUUCUAUUACCACCGUUGAUAUUGUUUUAUUACAAGAACUAGUUUAUUUAAUACAGCCAUUGUGUGUGGUCCUUCUCGAUUCAUUGCUGCCAGUAGAUUUUGUCCACUGUCGUCUUCUUCUUCCUCCUCAUCUGAAAGUACUGUUCUAUUUUAAUACCAAACCGUUUUAAUAGAUAAACGGGAUUAAACUUCAAAGUUGUUAUAUAAAAAGUAGAGCCUAACCUAAAUGUAAGUUCUCAACGUGAAAUUAAACAAUUCUUUUUUAGUAUAUUUUAUUUAAUAAAGCCUAUCAUUACAAUCCAACCAAGAAAGCAGCUAAACAUUUAGCAAUUAAUAUAUUCUUUAAAGAGAGAGAUUGUACAAUGAUUUACAUAUUUAAUGCAGUUGUCUUACAUUUUCUUUACAUAACAUUUGCAAGUAGGUACAUUAGUUGUGAUAUUUGCACGGUAAUUUUUCAUACUUCAGGGGAAUUGUGUGGGUGCACAAACCAAUCAUGUUUUCCUCGAUGCUAACUUAUCAGGGCUGUUAUUGAGUCUGUCAUCUUGAAUAUCUGGGAGCAGAUUUGGGCAGGGGAGUUGGGUGAGAGCAUAGGUAAGCAGGAUAUCAUAGGAAGGGGGAGAGUGGAGUGUGAGUUCAGGGAAGAAAGUGUGUUUGAAAGGAGCAUGGUGAUGAUGAAAUGGUCUACUGGUAUGAGGAAUUAAAUGGGGGAAAGGGGGUUUGGAGUGCGCUGAGUAUCUUUAGGAGAAAGGGCUUAUAAAACACUUUGAGGAAGAAUGCUGGAGGGGGAAGCCUUUCCACUGCUGAGAGAGUAUACUGGGACAGAUGGUAUGCAUACGUGGGGGAGGGCUGCAGGAAUUAAUCAGUUGUUUUACUGGACUGUCACAACUUCAGAUCAUGGUGAUCUGAUUAUUAUUUUCAGCAGUAAGUGGAAAAGAAUGGGGAGGAAUAAUCACAAUGAUGAGACUACUUAACUCUUAACAUUUUCAUCUAUGCUGCUUUUAAAAAGUUUCAUAGCAGAUGUUUCCCACUUACUGAGCGGAGACAUUUACUGCUGUGAAAAGAUAUUUAGCAGACGUUUCUUACCAAUGUAGACACAUUACAGCCAGCUGAAAUGCAGACAAGUUAGAAAUGUCCAUUGAGGACAUUUAAAUUGGCAGACAUAAUUAAAAUAGUGAUUUUUUUUUUGAUUUUUUUACCCUCUAAUAUUUAACUUGAAGAAGAUGUUUUUAACUUUAGUUUAACAUUCAUUCUGAAAAAGGGAGAAAAAACUUUUAAAUGCAUAAAAACAGUAGCUAGGGAUGUGACAUGGUGAUGAGAAAGUGCUGCAUGGGUUUUUUAAAUCUGUAAUCAUUAGUAUCAGCAUCACCACUUAAGUGCAAAGUACUUACCCUGUGUGGAUUCCACUGUUAUUUGACAGAAGAAGAAGUGUUGAAAUAAAAACAGAAAGUAUAAGAGAUAUACUACAGGUCUGUCAGCAGAAGCAAAAAAAGAUCUUGACGUGGAUUCUUUGCCAGAACUGCAAACCGAAAGAUAAAUCAGUUUCGCUUUCAAGUCCUGAAGUAGGACCUAAGUCUGAAAUGUCAAUUUAUCUUUUCUUUUUACAGAUGCUAACAGACUGGCUGUGUACUUCCAAUAAUUUCUGCUUUUACUUAACAUUUCAUAGGUUGCUUCAGUUAAUUGACUCUUCCAUGGAGUGUAGGAGUCUUCUGUCUUAAUCUAACAGGUUCAUUGCAAACAUGGCCAGAUUACGGGCAACUGUGUUUACUGGCUAGCAUCUUUGUACCAUUUGUCUUUUUAGAAGCAGAUUGAAAUGAAUUUGUUUUAAUUUCCAUCAAUGCUGAGUUCUACAGUACAUAGAAUCUGCUUUAAUGCAUCUUGAUGGUUGUAGCACUGAAAACUAGUAAAUGGACAUAGCCUGUGGGGGUUUCUUGUCCUGUACCACGGAAGUGAUUUAACAAAUGAAGAUAUUGAUUUCAUGAAAACAUAUUCGAUCCAAUUCUUGUUCCCUUUCCUAACGCCAGAGCUUUGUGUGUUAUCUUUGGCCAUUCCAGAACAUUAAUACAAUCUACCAUCACAACAUGGUAUCAUGGGAUUUCACUUGUGGUGAGGGUAUGGUGAUAUACGGCUGAUGCAAAGACUAUUUUGGCCACAAGACCAAUAGUAUAGUUCCAUUUGUUGUUCCAAUAACUCUUAGUAAGGAGGUGAUCUCAAAAAAUGUGUAAAGGAGAAAAUAAAUAAGCUCGAGCUGGCUCUUUGCUUACAGAAUGCACUGGAUCAUGUGUUGUCCACUUCAAGGUAAAAAUUCUCACCAUAUCACUAGUAUUGCCAGACUAGGAUGGUUUUAAUAAUGUACCAUGUAAAUAGUCCAGCUCAACAGUUUUGUCUGUGAACUGAAUAUUAUUUAUUUGUAAAAGACUGGUACAGAUUUUAUAUUUCGAACGCUGUUUGCAAUGCUUGGUGGUAUGGAUGCUCUUGAAUUUGUCUUUUUUGAAUAUUUAUACUGUUUAUGAUUAAAAUUCACUGAAUAAA